Messenger RNA from Nycticebus coucang (slow loris), 388 nucleotides. RefSeq names its product putative neuroblastoma breakpoint family member 5. The record is from RefSeq and is a predicted model, not a curated record. The coding region runs from base 81 to 338 and encodes 85 amino acids. Lineage: Eukaryota; Metazoa; Chordata; Mammalia; Primates; Lorisidae. The transcript has 3 exons.
GAAAGCAGCAGGUUUUGGACCUGAGAGAGAGGCUGUCCGUCUGAGUCCACUACCUUCUGCCUGGCCAACAAGCUACAGUGAUGCAGGAAGCUCAAAAGGUCAUCAAACAUCAGGCCCGAGAGCUGGCCCAGCUGAGGCAGAGAUCAGAAAAGGGCAGAGAAGUGUCAUUUGUACUGAAGAUCCUCCUCUCUGAAGAUGACCCUGAGAACGGCCAGGGCCAGGGCCUCCGUUGUCUGCUGGCUGCAGGGCGCAGGCUGGCAGAACGCCUUGCCGGCUCAUUCAGCCCAGGUUCUGCAGGGAGAUGGGGGUGCCUGGAGCCUCAAGUCCUCACUGGGUGAGCAGCACGUGACUACUCCUUGAGGUUAUGAUUUGUCAGCUUCUGGUCAAC